AUGAUUAUAGGAAGAGCCUUUGCAUGUGCAGCCCUGGCUUUCGGGUGGAUAUGCGCCUCAGAAGAGAGCAGCACCCCACAAAAAGCACUCCAGAGUCCUGCACAGGAGAAUCCCCGGAGUCCCCAGAGCCUUUUCCAAAACGCCCUGAAACUGCCAGAAGGCGCUGUAAUUUUCCGAAUAACCCGAAUAAACAAAAAAACACACGCAGAAAUCGAGAAAAUGCGGAGAAUCCCCCUGAAGACCCCCAUUAUAACGUACGUUGACGGCGUAAAAGAGAUGCUGCGCCCACAAAAGGAGAAGCAAGUCCCAAUAGUCGUAACACUCCGUGGGAUAUCGAUGCUUUCCAGCCGAGUCAUCGUUUCCAGCCCCAGAGAAAAGAGUCUCCUCGUAGCAGCAUGCGGAAUUCCCCCAGAGAAAGUCUCCGCCCUCCCUGGAGAACCCGAGACUUCCCCCACGAAAACGGUCACCCUCAGAAAGUUCCAGGUUCCAGACGGGUUCUACGUGCUUCUAGCAGGUGCAAACCUCCACAUAAACGCAGAAAUCCGCAGAAAUCGCCUGCAACGGAUUUUUCUCCGGGGAGUUGAUGAGAACCUGAAAAAGUCCAAGAAUAAAAUUGUCCGGGGACCCUACAGCAGGCUCAUGCGAGAGGUCUUUGCAGACGUGCGAAGAAAGGGCGUUGAUUUAGGCCCCUCAGACUCAACGAUUUUAACGGCAGAUUCUGCAGGAAGCCUGGUUUUACGCCUUCCCGGAGUCACUGUGAGAGUAAAUAGGAAAAAAAUGGCAGUUACGGUGGAAACCCGAAAAGAUGCUCCUGCAAUGCCAGGACUGGCCUCAGAAAAGAGCAGGAAGUGGGCUUUCAAGGAGGCAGAGAACAGGUUUGCAGUUUCCCAUCGGCUGCUCGCGUACAGAAAAGGGGGAAGCACAGGGUAUAUGUACAACAGGCCGAGAAGACACCCCCGAGAGAUUUUCGAGCCUUUUUUCGAGGCUUCUCCCCUGAAACGAGUUUUCCUCCGGGGAGAUUUCAGGCCUUCCGGGAUGGGGAUAGUCUCGUGCCGGUUUCUCCUGGGCCUGGCAGAGCACCAGAACUUGCUCGUUCGCUCGGACGCACUUGCAAAGUUCCAAGCCCGGAGGACUCCCCGGGAGCUUAGCUAUAAACUUGUCCGUUUGUACCUGGCAGAAAGCGGGCAAACAACGAGGAGAAGGGCAAUAUACCCGGAGGGAAAGUUUGCCUUGCCCGGAGUUGAGAUCCAGAACAGAUUUCCCCCGUAUCCACCGCAUGAAAUUCCCGGGUACCCGAAAAUAUUCGUCCAUUUCCCGUGGGAGUUCAGCGUCAUUCCCUCCGUUUGGUCUGAGCCUCUUAGAAGGUCCAAGCGCGUGCAUCUCAUCGUUCCGUCGGGGUUCUGCAAGAAAGUGCACGAGAGUGGAGGAAUUGGAGGGCAUCGGAUCCACGUGGUUCCGCAUGGGGUUGCGCACGAGACGUUUAAGAUGCUGCAAGCCCUGGAAUCUCCGCGAAAAAACAGGUUUCAGGGUCUUGAUAAAAAAAACGGAAAAUCCAAAAAGAAUGAUUGCGUCAGAUUCGUGAUGAUUAGCGGAGCACUUGCCAGGAAGGGCUUGGACGUGGGGGUAAAGGCUUUUACAAAGGCAUUUACGCGGAAGGAUAACGUAGUCCUGCGGAUCCAUGCAGCGUACGGGGAUAGCUCUGCAAAGUGGCAUCUCAGGUCUCUGGUCCGGACGAAUCAGGUCCGAAAUGGGCCCAAGAUCAUCUAUACGGAGGGAUACAUCUCCGAUAAAAGCGUGCAAAAGAUGCUUGAGGAGGCACACUAUAACGUGGCCCCGUACAGGGGAGAAGGCUUCGGAAUAAACAUUCUGGACGGCCUCUCCUUUGGGGCAGUGCCUAUUGUGACGAAUGCAGGGCCUGCACCUGAAUUCUGCAGCAAAAAAGGCUCUUUCCUGAUCAACUGCCAGAUGGAGAACAUCCACACUACGCCUGUGAGCCUGCGGAAUGGCAGAGUCUACAUGUUUGACGUUCUUGUAAGCAGAAGCCCGAAAUGGUACGAGCCCAGUCAGGCGCAUCUGGAAAUCCUUCUGAAACAGGCCCGCAAAAUAGCAGGCACAAAGAAGUACGUGCAGAUGCAAAAAGAGUGCUUGCGGACAGCGAAAGAAAUGUCCUGGUCCGCAUCGAUAGAGGAGCUCUUGAAGGUUAUCCUGGGAAAGCGCAAGAGCAAAAAAUAA
This is a messenger RNA of Nematocida major, 2232 nucleotides long. RefSeq lists its product as uncharacterized. The record is from RefSeq and is a predicted model, not a curated record. NCBI's taxonomy places the organism in Eukaryota, Fungi, Microsporidia. The transcript has a single exon. Bases 1 to 2232 code for a protein of 743 amino acids.